Molecule: messenger RNA, 907 nt
Organism: Erythranthe guttata (spotted monkey flower)
Lineage: Eukaryota; Viridiplantae; Streptophyta; Magnoliopsida; Lamiales; Phrymaceae
Source: RefSeq, a predicted model, not a curated record
UAUUCUCUUUAUAUAUAUCAUUUCAGGUAUAGUCAUCCGGGAAGGGGGUGCCGCCCGUGCAGCUGCUACCGCCACCAAUGCCGCCAACAUCGCGGGCCCCACACUGAAUGUCGUUGCUGAAGAAGUGAACCAAGAGCAGCAGGGCUUCAAAAGAGAGGCAGACGAGUACAUGCCGAUAGCCAAUAUCACCCGAAUCUUGCGGCGUGUCCUCCCCACCCAUGCCGAAAUCGCCGACGAUGCCAAGGAAGCUAUCCAGGAAUGCGUCUCAGAGUUCAUCAGCUUUAUCACCGCCGAGGCAAACCGGCGGUGCCGCCAGGACUACAGGAGAACAGUCACACCGGAGGACGUGCUGGCAGCAAUGGCCUCUCUAGGUUUCGAAGACUAUUUGGAGUCGCUCACAGUUUUCCUCAACAACCACCGCACGCAGCAGGACCCCGAGCGUGGCUCUAGGAAUCAAAUAUCGCAGAUUGUUAGGCGAGAUGGCGGCGUCGGAGUUGGCUUCCUUCACCACCAGCAACCGCAAGGUGCUCCCACGGUGCGUCCGCCGCCACCACCACCACUGGCGGCACCAACAAUGGGGUAUUAUGUCCCCUUACCGCCACCUGUUGCUGCUACGAUGGAAGAUGAGGAAGAAUUUGGUGGGCUAUCGAAGGGGCAGUAUCAUUUUCCGAUUCCUGAUUUUCCAUUAGAUGACGAUGACAAGGGCGAUCCGACUCCACCUCCUACUUUGACUAGAGCUGCUACUACUUCUAGUGGUUCUACUCCUGUCCAAAAUCCUAAAUCCCGCCCCUCUCGGAAACCUAAGGUUCCUUCUAGACCUUGGCGGUUGACUGGCCGGGCACCCGGUGGACCUGAGCUGCCUAAGUUGAUUCCGAGUUUCGGAGCACACGUUGCGUACGACAUCUGA